Messenger RNA from Linum tenue, 1545 nucleotides. NCBI's taxonomy places the organism in Eukaryota, Viridiplantae, Streptophyta, Magnoliopsida, Malpighiales, Linaceae. The record is from the annotation of a GenBank genome assembly.
UUAUAAAUCCCUCGAAACAGGAAACCAGAAAAAUGGUAAAGCAGCAAAAAACGAAGAAGAAGCUAAAAACAGAGAGAAAGAGAGAGCGAAAGUAGAGGGGAAGCUUUCCCGAUCGGAUCCACGGCCGCGUCACUCGCCGGAGAACGGAGUACUCAUUUGUUUCCUCUCGUCAGGGAAAUGAGCGGCGGCGUACGGAGGAAGACGAACGCGGCGGCGAUGGUGGAGGAGGAGGAAGAGGAAGUGAUUACUACUUCGUUCUCAUGCUGCGGCGGUGGCGGAGGAGAUCGGAGGAGGAAGGAGAAGGAGAGGUUCGAGAGGAGGCUGGUGAAAUUCAAGGACCUGCCGGAGUUUUUGAAAGACAACGAGUUCAUCCUCGACCAUUACCGGUCGGAGUGGCCGCUCCGGGACGCGCUGUGGAGCGUCUUCUCCUGGCACAACGAAACCCUAAACAUCUGGACGCAUUUGGGAGGAUUUCUGAUCUUUGCUGGACUGACGGUGAUGAGCUGCUUGGGGAAAUUAGACGAGAUCGGAGGAUUUCUCACCGAUUUGUCGAGUGGUCAAGCUUCUGGACCGUUGAUGGCACUGAUAAUGAACAAUGGCAGUGAUUUCAACGUCUCUGAUAACAGCUUGGUUCCUGACCAACAACUCCGGCGAAUAUCAGAGCUGGAAGCCGGAUCGGAGCCCAUCGCACAAUGGCCGUGGUUCGUCUACCUAGCCGGAGCAAUGACCUGCCUAAUCUGCAGCUCACUCUCCCACCUCCUCGCCUGCCACUCCAAGACCUUCAACCUCUUCUUCUGGCGGCUCGACUACGCCGGAAUCUCCAUCAUGAUCGUCUCCUCCUUCUACGCACCCAUCUACUACAUCUUCCACUGCAACCCGAUCUCCCGCUUCGUCUACCUCACCACCAUCACCAUCGUCGGCGUGAUGGCCAUCAUCACCCUGCUCUCUCCCCAGCUCUCGGCCCCCGAGUACCGCAGGUUCCGGGCCACCUUGUUCCUCGUCAUGGGCUUCUCCGGAAUCGUCCCCGCCGUCCAUGCCGUGUCCAUCCACUGGGGCCACCCGCACGUGUUCAUCUCGGUCAUGCUCGAGGUGAUCAUGGCGGUUCUGUAUGCCGCCGGAGCAGGGUUCUACGUCGGGAGGAUACCGGAGCGGUGGUGGCCUGGUGUGUUCGACAUUGCCGGGCAGAGCCACCAGAUCUUCCAUGUGUUUGUGGUUAUGGCUGCCGUGGCUCACAGCCUUGCGACGCUCAUCAUCAUGCAUUUCCGGCAGGGGACGCCUUCGUGUUGAGAGAGAGAGGGGAAACGUUUUGGCGGUCAAUUGUUGUUUGUCUGUAACGGCUGUGAUUGUUUGUACUAGAAAAGAUUUAUUUGUAAUGUUAUCUCUGACGCUUCAGCUCCAAUACUAUCACGAAAAAUUCAGUGUCAUAGAAGUAAUAGCAAGAGCUAGGAAUAAUGAUUUAGUAGAGACAAGCUACGUCGUACCUUAAUAUUCAUACUCAUACACCACUAGUUGAGGAUUGUAUCGGGUAAAUUUAUUUAGAGACGA